Scylla paramamosain (green mud crab) is the source of this 3733-nucleotide messenger RNA. RefSeq names its product glutamic acid-rich protein-like. Gene Ontology annotation, molecular function: aspartic-type endopeptidase activity. The record is from RefSeq and is a predicted model, not a curated record. Gene Ontology annotation, biological process: proteolysis. Lineage: Eukaryota; Metazoa; Arthropoda; Malacostraca; Decapoda; Portunidae. The coding region runs from base 1599 to 3380 and encodes 593 amino acids. The transcript has a single exon.
CGUGCGCAACAUUAAAAGAAACUCCAUAAAAUGCAGCUAGGACAAAAAAAAAAAAAAAAAUCAAAAGAGAAACGGAUCUUAUGAUUACAAAACGUUAACAGGAAAACAAACUUGAAUACUUACAAAGCUUGAAGGAAGCACAUUGCACAGGACACCAUCCACGCCAGACAGUCUCAUUAAUUCUACACAAGCAACAACCAAAGCACCCCUUCAGUAACCAAAGAGAGACAACACGGAGCGCCAAACACGUGGAGCUCAGGAAGACUUGAGCACCUUUUUUGUCUUCCCGCCGCGACUCCGGAACUGAAGGAACCAACACUCAACACCUUCCAACUUGAACACCACACACAGAAACCUAACCUAACUUAUUCUUAGAUGACCCAACCUAAACUUACCUUAUGGAAACUAAUCUAAACUAACCACACACAGAAAAUGGAGAAGAAACCAUAGCUCAUUUUCUACUCAUCGCGAAAUAUAUGGAACAAAAAAAAAAAAUUCUAUUCUUUUUAUUUGCAGUAUCAGAGUUAGCCUUUCACGUUUAUUUCUCAUCCUCCAUUUUCUGCUUUUCUUCUUGUUCUCCUUCCUUUAAUUUUGUAGUAAGCAAGGGAUGGUGUUACGACACAUCUUAUAAAACGAUUCUUGCUCUCAGUAUAUUUAACCAAAACGGGAUACAUUGAGCGGACAACACACUUCAUAUAUACAAAACAAUAAAUCGACUAUGAUCAUUGCUGGUGACAAUAAUGACUUAACAUAUAAGCAUACUUUCUCCUCAGCUGAGAAUGAUCCACCUCUUGCUCUUCCUGCUUGUCACUGAUGCACGAAAUAACAUCACAGCUCGUAUUAUUUCCUUGGCUAUGUAAGCGCGGGACUAAACUUGACCACCUGCGAACAGUGACAAGACUGUUAUUUUACUUGACCCCAAAAAUAUGCGUCAGUUAUGUUGUGUGAAUGGGAAUUUGUGGUGAGGUUUUCUACGGCUAUAAAUGACCAUCAGACCGUGGUGGCGUGAAGAUGUUAGUGGAAUAUUAGUAGUGCACACGUCAUCAUGUAUAGACAGAGACAGAUAAUGGAGAUAACCGACUGAUAAAAAGGAAUACUUAGAGAAAUGAAAAUACUAAGGCAUAUAGAUAUAUUACAUCUAUGCUUUUGAAGGGAGUGUUCAUGACUUCAGUGUUGGUUUGGAUACGAUUCAUUAUCAUUAAUGAAAAAAUGCAUCUCUGUCUGCAAUGAAAAGAAUAAACCUUAAUUUUGUAUCUUGCUUAAUUCUUGUAUCUGAUUGGCUUAAGAGCUUAUCACAUCUAGAAUAAAGGCCUCUGAUUGGUGGGCCUGGAGGGUGCCGCAGCGCUUUAGCUCCAAGCUGCUGGGAGCUCCAAGGAGGAGCCACACAAGUAUCCUUAAUAUCACCUAGACGUACCUCAGGACGAACAGUAAGUUCAGGGUAAAUUUGUGCCAAGUCUUAGAUUGCCUACUGAAGACUGGUGCACAGCUGUACACUACGAGACUUAAAAAGAGAAAGAAAACAACAAUCAACGGACGCAUACGAGACCCUCGCCGAGAAGGAGAACACGAAGAACAAGAGAGACACCAAGGAAAACACAAUGAAGAGGAAGUUGGACAGCCUCGAAGACUGCAGCAACCACAAGAAGAGAAAGGACACUGAAGGCUUUAAAGACAAUCAUCGCGUCAAAAGAAUGACAAGAGGAGACAAAAGCCGCGAGAAGAAAUCGGAUCGUGACCAAGAGAUUAAGAAACUCAACACAAAGAGAAAAGAGGAAAGCAUGGAAGACAAUGAGAACCAUAAGAGGAGGAAGGUGGAUGGCGUUAAAAUGGAUACAGAACACAAAAAGCAGAAGAACGGGAAUGACAGAGAAGAAAAAAAGAGGAUGAGGAUGGACUGUUUUAAUCCCAUUAUGGACCGCAUCAAGAAGAGGAAGCAAAAGGACACGGAAGAAGACAAGAACCAGAACAAGAAGAGGAAGACGCAGGAUACUGAAGAACACGGAAACCAAGACAACAAGAGGAAGACCACAGAAGACCUCGAGAAGCAGGUAAAGAAGAGCAAGUGUGAGAACAGUAAAGAACAAAAGAAGCCAGAGAACAUGGAGUGCUGUAAACGCCUUAUGAACAGCAUCAAGAAAUGCAAGAGACAGGUUGCGGAAGGGCACGACAGCCAUACCAAAAAGCGGAAGAAGGAAGACACUGAAGACCACGAGAGUCAGGCAAAGAAGCGGAACAGGCAGGACACAGAGGAACAAGAUAGCCAGGCCAAGAAGCGGAAGAGGGAGGAUGCUGAAGACCACGAGGGCCAGGCAAAGAAGCUUAACAGGCAGGACGCGGAGGAACAAGACAGCCAGGCCAAGAAGCGGAAGAGGGAGGAUGCUGAAGACCACGAGGGCCAGGCAAAGAAGCGGAACAGGCAGGACACAGACGGGCCGGCCAAGCAGAGAAAAGGGGACAAGAAAGUGCCAAAAAAGAAGAGGCGGCUGGAGUGUUGUCAUCGUAUCCUUCACUGCCUCAGGAAGAGAUGGCGAGACAGCGAGGACGUGCUGAGACUCAAGCUGGAGGCCGAAAGAGUCAAGGAGAAGAGGAGUGUGAGCGGGUACCGCCGUGUUCACAUGGAGGAAGGAAACAUGGUGGAUGCGACCGUGCGCGGCCACCCGUGCCUUGUCUUGUUUGACACCGGCUCCUCAGUCAGCACCUUGGUCUUGUCACUGGGCCAGAGGCUCGGCAUCGUCACGGGCCGCGAGGAGACGGUAAAGAUACGCAUCAAUACCUGGAUUGGCGUGCUGCAGUUGGACGUGAUAAAGCUGGACGAGGUGGUGGUGGUACUGAAGGGCGGCGUGGUGGUCAACACGCCCUUAGUGGUGUUUCCACAGGAGAUGGAGAUGUGCUACAGCGCCGAACGAAUAGUGAUGUCUAUGAGCCGCCUGCAGGAGGCCGAAAUGCGACAGGAGUUCCACCUCAACGGCAGCAGCAGUCUGUUCCUGCGUCACCCUGAACGUUUGUGGCAGAGAUACGAGACGCGGCGCAAGGGCAAAGUCUUCACGUUUGCCGCACGAACACCAGGCAUCGAAGAGCCACUGACGGUGCUGGUGGACACAGGCACCGAUAUACCGUUCUGUAUCACCAAGACCGGCCUGGACAAGGUGCGGCGCAGGACAGACAGGUGGACUCUGCCGCCAGGACGAGUGCGGCUGCAGUUUGACAGCGGCACAGACAUACUGCGGGAUAUAAAAAACACCCAGGCGCGUCCCUUUUUUCACUUCGUGCUUGGACGACCGCUGCUCUAUCAAUUACACGCAGUCAUCGAUUACGUUGAUUCGUCCAUAACUUUGAGUCUCAAAAGAAAACAAUUCCGGCUGAACCUCCUCUCCCGCUGAGCGCGCCGUGUUCCGGCGUCUUCUCAGCACCUGCGCGGAUUUUUUUUUUUCUUUUUUUUGUCGUGCAUUAAGGAGAUGAGCAGAGGGAAGAUUUAAAUUAAUAAAAACACCGCUUAAAUACACUUUCCCACCGAAAAAAAGUGAAUAUAGUGAAGAAAAUUGUCUGCAUUAAGGAUACUAGAUUAAUGAAAUUAUGAUUACCGAUUGUACAUUAAGCAAACACUCUCGUUUAAGGAAAUAAUGUGGAUACGAAAAUUAAGAUUAAGGAUUGUAGGGUAAGGAAACUGUCAGGAAUAAGGAAAUAGUCUGAAUUAAGGAAAUUAACAAUGAGGAUUGUAGAUUAAGGAAACAGU